AUGGCCAAUUUGUACUAUCUAGACUUUUAUGAAUCUGUCUAUGAAGAUUUGGAGUCUUCAAUCGACGAGCAACAGGAAGAAUUUGCAACUUUUGGACAGGAUAGAAGACAUUCCGUUAUUCUUCGCACGAAGCUUUCUGUCAGAGUUCACGCCUGUAUUGAAAAACUUUACAAUACACGCGGCCGAGAACUUCGCCGCGCGCUCUUUUCCCUGAAACAAAUUUUCCAGGACGAUGAAGAGCUCGUACACGAGUUUGUGGCUCGAGAUGGUCUCACUUGCCUGGUCAAAGUCGGCGGCGAAGCCGACCAAAAUUAUCAAAAUUACAUUUUGCGUGCGCUGGGCCAGAUAAUGAUUUAUGUCGAUGGAAUGAAUCGUGUUGCCGAGCAUAUUGAUACUUUGAAGUGGCUUUAUUCGUUGUUGGCUAGUAGGGGCUUAGUGUUGAACAAUUGUUCGUUUAAAAAAGUUCAAUUUCGAAGCCAAGAAAAUCACCUGUUUCGCCUCGUCGUAAAGACGACCCUAAAACUGCUUGUCGUUUUUGUCGAAUUUUCGGACGCUAAUUGUGCCAAGCUGCUCGAAGCGAUACAGGCGAUUGACGAAGCUCAAGGGCAUAAAUUAUUUUUCAACGUGAUGAAAGUACUCGACGAGCAAGACGGCAUCGACUCUGAACUUUUGGUCUUUGCGAUGACUUUGAUCAACAAGACAAUGUAUGGCAUUCCGGAUCAGGACACAUUUUACGAUGUUGCCGAUGCGCUGGAAAUGCAAAACAUCGACAAAAUCCAGGAGCGAUACAGAAGCAAAAAAGGUUUAGACAAGAAAGGCGGGCGUAUGUAA
Molecule: messenger RNA, 831 nt
Organism: Oikopleura dioica
Lineage: Eukaryota; Metazoa; Chordata; Appendicularia; Copelata; Oikopleuridae
Source: the annotation of a GenBank genome assembly